This is a messenger RNA of Trypanosoma rangeli, 411 nucleotides long. RefSeq lists its product as uncharacterized. Lineage: Eukaryota; Euglenozoa; Kinetoplastea; Trypanosomatida; Trypanosomatidae. The record is from RefSeq and is a predicted model, not a curated record. The coding region runs from base 1 to 411 and encodes 136 amino acids. The transcript has a single exon.
AUGGAGAACAAGGCACCCGGCACAACAGCACGCCCCGGUGGGUAUGACACGGCGGGAGGGGCCUCAACGCAUGAGAACUUUUUUCACCCCCGGCGCAAUUUGAAGAAAAGUGUUCAGCGUGCGGGUCUACGAUCUUCUCGGCGGGUCGCGGUGUGCUUCACUGUGGGCAUCGUUGUGUUUCUCGUGUUUCCCACCUACUUGGGCCCUUUGUACGUAGAGCACGUGGCCAGCAGGGACUGGCUUGAGCGGGCGAAUAAAUCGAUCUGGACGCGGCGCAAUGAGAAGGACUACGACUUGUAUAUGACACAACGCAGGAACGGUUGGCUUGAAUAUCUCGGCUUGAAACAUUAUAAUAUUGGGGGCGACAAGAACCUUGGUGAGAUUCAAAAAUAUCGACAGGGAAAAGAGUAG